CAUAAUGAUUUUCGUUGCGUGAAGUAAACAAUGACGCUAGUCGUUACACGAACUUAAUCUUGAAAAAUGGACUCUAUGCUAGUAAAAAUAUCCUCUAAAGUCUCAAAAUAUGAAUGGCUAUUUGUAAUUUGCUGCAUAAAUAUAGCAUAAUUAUAUUUCGUACACUAUUGGAAAUUGAAGAAAUAUUCUUUUAAACGUAUAGUCAGAUCAUUAAACUUAAAUCUAUACAAUUUAUGGCAUAAAUAAAAUGAGCGAAACAUGCACCUCGUUAAAAAGAAGCCUAAAAAUUUAAAUACAGUAAAAUUAUUGUGGGUGAAUUAAAACCUAAGUAAAAAUUUAAACUUGCAACGAACUAGCACUUUUGUCGAGUCCUCAAUAAAAGAUUAAUAAUUUGAGCUUGGACUUGUGACACAUUCUGCUAAAAAUAAAUUUUGGGUACUGGCCAGUUCUUUUGUCAUGAACAGCUUGCAAUCGAAUGGGGACAGUGAGACUGAUGAGUCAUCUUUGCAUAAUCCAAUGUGCAUAGUGUUUACAGGACACUACAAUGGUGUAGGAGUAGAGGUUAGGCCACCACAUAUUAUGGAACUAUUGUAUCAAAUGGGUUGCUUUGGCAAGGGAACUACAUCUAGAUCCAGGCCUAAGCCAGUUACAAAAAGUCCACAAUUUAUGCGUAGAAGACAGUUUUUAAAAAGGGACUACUGGUAUAAGAGAUUUGGUAAAUUACAGAAAACUAUAGAUCCAGAUUCAUUUUUCAAAGACAUGGAUCACUUAGUUGCAAAAAUUAUAAAAGACACCAAAGAGCAAUCUGGAAAAGAUGUCAUUGACUUAGUUUCAACUGACGAUGAAGAUCAAGAAGAAACUGCAAAUCUAACUGAAAAAUCAGAGUUUGAUGAUUCUUAUCAACAAAAUGCAGUUGUUAUUGUGCCAAAUAGUGAUUCUGAGGAGGAUGAUUAUUUUGCAAAUUUGAAACCUAAGUAUUUUAUUAAUAGAGUUCAAUUGCAAGAAAAACUUAUGCUCACCUUACAAGAAGCAUUCUUUUUAUUAUACGGUCUAGGAUGUUUAAAAAUUGUAAAUAAUAAAAAUAAUAUACUUAAUGUUCAAGAAUGCUGGAACCUGUUCUCAGAAAGUGAGAGUAAUUUUGUUGAAAAAUAUGUUGUUUAUCAUUAUUUUAGAUCAAAAGGAUAUGUUGUAAAGCCAGGAAUUAAAUUUGGUGGUGACUAUUUGCUGUAUAAAGAGGGCCCAGGUGUAAAUCAUGCAGAUUACAUUGUUGUUAUUAAUUCUGGCAACAAAGAAAUACGGUGGACUUCUUUGCUUGGGCAUGUUAGAAUGGCUACAACAACAGUCAAGGAAAUUUUGAUUGCAGAGGUGAAAAGAUCUAAUAAAGAGAAUAUAACAUUACCUCAGGAUCUUCAGGAAUACACUAUAAGGGAAUUGGUAUUAACGAGAAAAUUUCCUGUAAUACAAUAAAAAAUGAUGUUAACUAAA
Pararge aegeria (speckled wood butterfly) is the source of this 1485-nucleotide messenger RNA. It is a transcript of the gene Tsen2, whose product is annotated as tRNA-splicing endonuclease subunit Sen2. Bases 457 to 1467 code for a protein of 336 amino acids. The record is from RefSeq and is a predicted model, not a curated record. Gene Ontology annotation, cellular component: tRNA-intron endonuclease complex. Gene Ontology annotation, molecular function: nucleic acid binding; tRNA-intron lyase activity. The transcript is spliced from 4 exons. Lineage: Eukaryota; Metazoa; Arthropoda; Insecta; Lepidoptera; Nymphalidae. Gene Ontology annotation, biological process: tRNA splicing, via endonucleolytic cleavage and ligation; tRNA-type intron splice site recognition and cleavage.